Molecule: messenger RNA, 2316 nt
Organism: Porites lobata
Lineage: Eukaryota; Metazoa; Cnidaria; Anthozoa; Scleractinia; Poritidae
Source: the annotation of a GenBank genome assembly
AUGGACCACGGACUACCAGUCUGGGAUCCGAGACAAGACGACAAUAAGUCCGUGCACGGCGUGGCUAUUCAUGUUACCAAACAUUCUGAGGCAUUAUCAGUUUCCUCACAGAAGAAAUCACUAAAGAGGGCACUGGUGUCCAAAGUGAAACUAGACUUAGCAAGAGCUAGGCCAAAGGAAGAUGCAGAAGCAGCAAGAGUGGCUCAUGAAUAUAAGCAAAGGAUGGAACUUGAGCGCCUUGAAGAGGAGGCAACAUUGGCUGAGCUUGAAUGGAAAAUUGAAAUGGAUAACUUGACUGAAAGUAAACUCUCCCCUGUUGUAUCUAGCGCCUUGAACACUUCUACGUUUAUUGUUAACAAGCAAUCACACUCCACCCCAGUCACGUCUGAGUAUGUUACUAGAGACGGGUUUAACAGUCAACCGAGUGCCGUGUACGUGAUAUCCAAUGGAGCACCUCAAUCAACGGAGCCAAAUUAUCCAGCAAUUUCAAGACCGUCAGACACUGAUUUGACCCAAAAUGAAUCGCCUGUGAAGGGAUUAAGCACCACCACUCCCUCUGCGGGGAUUAACUAGACCCAGUACCCUGAACGUGUUGACUUCGGGAGGUAGCACACCGUCUCCAGCAUGGACCAGGCUCCUCGUGAUCAUGUUGCCGCAAUGUGGAAAGCCCAAUUGCUUAGCGGAAUAAAGCCGACACAGUUCAGUGGGAAUCCAGCCGAGUUCCCCUUUUUUCGUGAACAAGUUCGUACGCACCUCGAAAGCGACCUGCUUACUGAUGCCCAGCAAGUGGAGUAUCUGCCUAAAUACGUGGCGGGAGAAGCGUUAGAGGUUGUGAAGAUUAAUAGAGGUUGUACGUUUAACGAGUUUAUGAAAACGUUGGAGGAACGUUUUGGCCAAGCGGUGAGAGUGACGCAAGCUUGUGUGGAAGAGCUCGCAUCUGGCCCCAAGUUGGCGUACGGCGCCAAUAUUGGUCUUCUCAAUUUCUCUGAGAACUUAAAUGCAGCCACAAGGAUCCUCAAGGGAGGCGUUGAACGCGAGGCGAGCGUAGCGACGAACCUCAGGCGCAUUGUGAACCGUUUAACUAACGACUUAAUCUUGAAGUGGCAAACCGUGAACUACGAGUUCGUGAAGUCCGGAAGAUCUGCUCGAUUAAAGAAAUGACCCGGUGCUUGGGUUGCAGACAUUUAAGCGGGAAAAUAAGAAUACCAAACUCCCUCCAAAGUUUCCAGUAAAGAGCACCACAAUCAAUACUACCAGCGUUGAUCAUAAAACUCCUGCUUCUGAGAGCACUGAACACUGCGGAAUUUGCAAAACAAGUAAGCGUCACAAACUCCAAGAAUGCCCUAUUAUCAAACAAUGCGAACACGUGGCAGUGUGAAGUCAGUAUGCGGCAACCUGUGGAUUUUGUUUUAAUUGUGGUCUUAAAAAGCCCGGACACGGUUCUGGCUCCUGUCCUGAGCCUCCGGCAUGUUCAGUAUGUUCCGGUCGACACAUUCCUCUUCUACACUCUGAAAGUAAUUAUGGUGGUCGUCGCUUCAUCCCACGGAAUAAUAGAGUCUAAUGAUAAGUCUGACAAGCCACUGGCGACGCCUAAAUCCCCAAAGAGCGAAAGGGGAAAUGCCACUGACUCCAACCGCGAGCGGAGCCAAGUCUGACAAGUCUGUAAGAAAGGUACCAAUAUCGUCCGCUGCCGUUGCGACUGUGCAAGCGAAAGUGCUGUUGAACGUUAUACCUGUUGUUAUAUCUGCUGAGAAUAGUAACAUUCUAUCCACGUAUGCCUUCUUAGACAGCGGCUGCACUGACACCCUCGUUGAACAAGAUUUAGUUGAACACCUUGGUAUUCAAGGAACACCCUUGCAAAUCGGAAUUAACACGAUUUCAAGUAGUGACAAUGUGGUAGAGUCGAAACGUGUGUCCUUUACCUUGACUUCGGUAGAUGGUUCCGGGAAGAGUACUGACGUUUCGGAGGCGUAUGUCCUACCUAACCUCAACCAGUCGCGCUGUACUCUUCCGGAACAGAUUGACACUAUUGAGUACCCGCACUUGCGUGACGUGAAGUUCCCGGAGGUUGACAUGAAGAGAGUCUCUAUACUUGUUGGAAACAAUAUUCCCUAUGCACAUUUACAGAAGAAGUUAGAGUCCCUGAAGAUAAGAAGAAAGGGCUCUAUGGCUGUCGUUAUCCCUUCGGCUGGUGCGUUUGUGGUCCUUAUAGUGCCAAUUGUCGUCAAGGGGUUUCAGCAAACUUUGUCUCGAUUGACCCUGAACCGCGUUUUCUCAUUGAAAAAUUUUGGAAUCUGGAGGAUUAUGGGGCAGUGA